This is a messenger RNA of Talaromyces amestolkiae, 1434 nucleotides long. RefSeq lists its product as uncharacterized. Gene Ontology annotation, biological process: CDP-choline pathway. Gene Ontology annotation, molecular function: phosphatidylcholine binding; choline-phosphate cytidylyltransferase activity. The coding region runs from base 1 to 1434 and encodes 477 amino acids. Gene Ontology annotation, cellular component: nuclear envelope. The record is from RefSeq and is a predicted model, not a curated record. Lineage: Eukaryota; Fungi; Ascomycota; Eurotiomycetes; Eurotiales; Trichocomaceae. The transcript has 4 exons.
AUGUCUUCGCCUUCCUCGAGUGCCGGAAAGCGCAAGCGGAGUGCUUCGACCGCUCACAAUAACACAAUCCCAAAUACUCUCAAGCCCGCCGAACUCCUACAACCAUCGUCUCGCGACGCAUCCGGCGAAGAAGGCGACGACUCAACUGCACCGACCGACGAGCGACCACUGUCACGACACAAAAAAAAUCCAUCACUCUCAAUUGAUCCCAACCAUGCCCACCCGUCAAAGCGCGCCAGAACCCGCUCUGGUGCUACCGCUGCCGACGCACAACACACAACAAGCAACGGCGACUCCGCCGCGGUGAACAAUGAAGACCCCGGCGAGCCAUCCGAAACGACAGAAGCAAGUGCCGAUAUCGAGACGAAAUCAAAGCGGAAAUCAAUUGCUGCCAAUGGCGAUGUGGACAAGGACGAAUUCUUGCAACCUCCGCUUCGCGCGGGGCUUCAAGAUCCAGUGGGCUAUCACACGAAUCCCCCUCCGACCGGUCGGGCUGUCCGAGUAUAUGCCGAUGGUGUAUUCGACUUAUUUCACUUGGGGCACAUGCGACAACUCGAACAAGCUAAAAAAGCCUUCCCAGAAGUCUACCUCAUUGUCGGUGUAACCGGCGACGAAGAAACCCACAAACGCAAAGGUCUGACCGUACUGUCUGGAGCGGAGCGAGCAGAGACCCUCCGACACUGCAAAUGGGUCGACGAGGUCAUCCCCAAUUGUCCAUGGAUCGUGACGCCGGAGUUUUUGGAGGAACACCGCAUUGAUUAUGUUGCGCACGACGACUUGCCGUAUCAGGCGGAUGAGGGAGAUGAUAUUUAUGCACCUAUCAAGGAACAGGGCAAGUUCUUGGUUACGCAACGGACGGAGGGUGUUAGUACCACUGGGAUCAUCACAAAGAUUGUCCGGGACUACGACAAAUACAUAGCCCGCCAGUUCAAGCGAGGUGCAUCCCGACAAGAACUCAACGUCUCCUGGCUCAAAAAGAACGAACUCGAAAUCAAACGCCACGUCGUCGAGCUGCGUGAAAGUAUCCGCAACAACUGGAACAUGACCGGUCAAGAAUUGAGCAAGGAAUUCCGUCAGUUCUGGGGCAACAGUCGCUCCAACAGCCCCUCGCGCGGCAGUAUUAAGAACGGUUUGGACAUGCACAGCCCUCGUUCGAGUUUCAGUAUCUCUAAGACACAUUUGUCGCGCGGGUUGGAGAGUCCUACCGGUCGUCCUGAGAGUCCGGGGCCUGCAGGUCGAAAUGAGGAUUUUGCGACGGGGUAUAGUUUGGGAUUGAUUGGUGGUGUUAGAGCUUGGAUGUCCCGAACACGAACACCAUAUCUGAGCGGACCGACAUCGCCCGUCGCGAGCGACGACGAUAGGGACGCACCUUCAUAUCUCGAAAGCGGCGAUGAACGACGUCGACCGAGCCUUUUGCGCGGCGACACUCUAUGA